UUUGACAGCACAACGUGAUUGACGAAAUAAGACGCACAAUUACACAACUGUCUGGAAAUUCCGGUCAAAAUGAGCAGUCAACGGGGUAACGUGAAGAAGUCAGGACCACCAAAGUACCAAAACAAAAGGGGUUUCAAAAAUGUGUAUCAUGACACUAGUAUUCAGACCAAGAAAAUAGUAAAUACUGAAGUAGCUGGAGUGUGCAAGAAGUGCAAGGAUGUCAUUGAAUGGAAAAUCAAGUACAAGAAAUAUAAGCCACUAACCCAGCUUAAGACAUGUGCGGACUGCAAAAAUAGGACUGUGAGACAUGCCUAUCACGUGUUUUGCCAGGGCUGUGGUGAGGCGAAAAAGAAGUGUACAAAAUGUGGAGAAAAGAAAGAUAUUGUCCAGCAGCCAUCCCUCUCUGAUGCUGCCUUAGCUUCCCAGGAUCGGGAGCUGCAGUUUGAGUUGGAGCAGUUGCAAGAAAGAAAACGACGAACAUUCAUGAGACUGCAGGAAAAGGGCAUGCUGACAUCUUUAGGAGACCCAAAGGCUGGUGGUGUGGAAGAAUAUGAUGAUGAGGACAGUAAUGAUGAGCUGGAAAAUGAGGAUACGGACGCUGAUGGUAGUGGAAUGGCUCCACAUGAUGCAUUGGAUGAGGUUCCUGAUCACACUGUUGCAGGAAUAAAGGCAUCAGUUACAUUGGGUCAUGAUGUUACAGAAACUCCAUGCCUAAGUGAUGUAGCCGAGACCAAGACUGCAACUGAUAGGAAAAGUGAUGAUGCUGAUCUGUGUGCACAAACAGUUGACUUAAAUAUUUCCUCUAAAGAAAAUGUGGAAUCGUAAGAAUAUUCCAAAGUAACACUUUAAGCCUUUACAUAACAUUGGGUUUUAUGUCACCUGCAGAUGGCGAAUAACUUUGUCCGUUCAGUGUUGUCAUCAUCUGAGCCACUUUCAUUUAAAUUUGGUAGUCUUCAAACAUUGUAUGCACUAUGGUCAUGGUCAGUUGAUGAUUCUCUAGAUCUUUGGGGCAAUAGGUCAAAAUGAUCCUUAUUAGAAAAUUAUGGGUUAGUUCAAAAGUUGAAUUAAAAAUCUUUAACAUUUUUAUAAUUUAUUUUUAUUAAAAAAAGAAGCUCGUGUAACAGUAUUGUAUUCUUAACAACUGAAAUUAACUAUUGGCAAAUGUUUAAGUUACAAUAUUUGUUCAUCAAACAUUGUUACAAGAUGUUUUUAGAAAUACAAUAUAUGUAUAUAGCAAUGUAUUAAUAAAUCCUGAAUCAUU
This is a messenger RNA of Mya arenaria, 1261 nucleotides long. RefSeq lists its product as uncharacterized. The transcript has 4 exons. The record is from RefSeq and is a predicted model, not a curated record. Bases 70 to 825 code for a protein of 251 amino acids. NCBI's taxonomy places the organism in Eukaryota, Metazoa, Mollusca, Bivalvia, Myida, Myidae.